This is a messenger RNA of Aspergillus heteromorphus CBS 117.55, 737 nucleotides long. RefSeq lists its product as uncharacterized. The record is from RefSeq and is a predicted model, not a curated record. Lineage: Eukaryota; Fungi; Ascomycota; Eurotiomycetes; Eurotiales; Aspergillaceae. The transcript has a single exon. Bases 359 to 631 code for a protein of 90 amino acids.
GAGACGGGCUGUGACGGUACACUCAAGUACACAGUAUAACAAACACUCUUGAGAAUUGUCGCUGUUGGCAGGAGAGGAUUCCAUGCCUAUCACAUUCUUUCUUCCGAUCAAAUCAUUAAAGCUCGAUGCAAACCAAACCCUGAGUCGGACCCCAAUCUCGGACGUGAAGCCACCUGUCUGAUCGGAACCAUCUGCCAGUCAGUCCCAGCCAUGCCAUGGAUCAGGAUCAUUCGACGAGGCGGCCACCCGGCGCGUACCACCACGCACCGGGGCUAUCCCCACAUCCAUUCAGGAACCACCCGCACUAAACCGACGCCGUCAGUCUAGACCUUGCGGUGGUCCGAACCUUGACGGAAUUAUGCCCUUUGCAGAAGAGGCUGGCGUGCGAGGCGGGAAUUACGAUGGGCGCUGUACCACCGUGAUCGGCAGUUGCUCCUGGCCACUCCGGCCUCUCUCGCCUCGACGCUGUACGACGUGCCUGAAAAUUGAGGAUGGCUUCAACUUCGACAUUAAGCAUCAAACCCCGGGUUUGGGAUCAUUGGAAUUCCGAGGUGUCUGGUCCCUGAGUGAAUCCCAUCCCACCUCCCACCUCCCUUCCAGGCCACGUAUCUACCUACCGACUGCUGCUUAAAUCCGAGGGACGGACUGGGUAUUUUCUCAACCGCUUCGCCAAUGGUGCGUCUUUGUUCCUGAGGUAGCACAAUGAAUGUGGGCUUCUGACCCCGAAUGCUACUGCC